This is a messenger RNA of Darwinula stevensoni, 824 nucleotides long. The record is from the annotation of a GenBank genome assembly. Lineage: Eukaryota; Metazoa; Arthropoda; Ostracoda; Podocopida; Darwinulidae.
AUGGCAGAAGAAGACAUGAGGCGCUCAGCACAGGUUCGGUCAGCCCCACUCCGGAAUGGGCCCAUCCUGCAGAUGGACCAACCUCCACCUCUCCCAAAGUCUCCACCCCCAAACUUGAAUACACCCCCUGUUCAGCCAAGUCACCAUCGGCAAGAGAACCUGAACACACCUGUUCAGACAGCUCAUCGACGACUGGAAAAUCUGAUUCAGGAACCUGAAGCACAACGCAUCAUCUUUGAUGCAAAUGCUAAUCAGGAGAAGCCCCCUCGCACCCAUCCUGAGGUGUUUCUGUCAGAGGCUGAAACUAUGUUGUCUUCAACACAGAGUCCUCCAAAUUCUUCAUCAACAUCUGGUUCUACUCCAGGAGUGAUUGGGGCUCAAGAGAUUUACCGGGACCCACGUCAGAAACGGUUGGCAGAGCAGCAGCAGCGGCAGCAAGGAAGCAAGGGACCGAAUGCCCCUGAGAAGCUGACAUUCCGUGAGAAAAUGCGAAUGUUUGCCCUGGAAACAGGUGAAGCAGGGACACCUCGAGAUCGAGUCAAGAUCUCUAAGGCACAGAGAGAGAUCGAGGGGCCGCCCACUUCCACAACCCCCUCCUGAGUCAUCUGUUAAUGAAGACAAACACUUUUCCUUCCAUUUGUUCUAUAGUGUACGAUAGACACUGACCUUUGAAGUACAAGUCGUGUCUCUUGACUUUUUUUGUUUCCUUACCUGAAUCUUUACUAUAUUCUAUCAUGCCUAUUGUGUCUUUUUUAAACUCUCUAUUUGACAUGUACAAUGAAGGAAGACUUGUUAUUCUGAUGAAUAAAGCAGAGAAUAAAGAC